GCGAAUGUCAAUGUCGUUUCAAUAUCUCUCGUUAGCGUUUCGAUUUUAUGAACGCACUUGUAUAAUCAUACGUCAAAGCUGUCAAAUCUGUCUAUAAAGUACAAAUUCAAUUUGGUGAGAUUUUCUACGCUAAUUAUGGAAGAUUUUUUCUACGAUGAUGAUGAGGAAUACGGAGACUACGGUCUUGAAUAUUCUGAAGAGAGUACUUCAGAACCUGAUGUGGAUUUAGAAAAUCAAUAUUAUAUAGCUAAAAGUCUCAAAGGGGACGAAACACUUGAAAGCUCUGUUCUAGCAUUCCAAAAAGUUCUAGAUUUACAAGGAGAACAUAAAGGAGAAUGGGGGUUCAAAGCCUUGAAGCAAUUAGUAAAAAUAAAUUUUCAACUGAAAAAUUACGACGAAACUAUGAAAAAAUAUAAAGAAUUAUUAGGUUACAUCAAUGCUGCAGUAACGAAGAACCACGGAGAAAAGGCAAUAAACUCCAUAUUAGACUACACUUCAACUUCGAAAGAUAUAGAACUUUUACAAAAUUUUUACGAAACUACUUUAUCAGCCUUAAAAACUGCCAAAAAUGACAGAUUAUGGUUUAAGACAAAUACUAAACUUGGCAAGGUUUAUUUAGAAAUGGGAGAGUUUGCCAAAGUAGCCAGCAUUAUAAAACAACUGAAGCUCACGUGCAAUCCUUAUUUACAUGAAAUUGAUCCACAUAAAGGAACUCAACUUCUUGAAAUAUAUGCGCUCGAGAUUCAGAUGUACACGCAACAAAAAAAUCACAAACAGCUCAGAGAAUUAUACGAACGCAGCCUUAAAGUUCGAUCCGCCAUUCCGCAUCCUCUUAUCAUGAGCGUUAUUAGAGAAUGCGGUGGGAAAAUGCAUCUUAAAUCAGGAGACUACGAGAAGGCUUAUACGGAUUUUUUCGAAGCUUUCAAAAAUUACGACGAAGCCGGUAAUCCACGCAGAAUAAAUUGCCUGAAAUAUUUAAUUCUUACCAGCAUGUUACUAACGUCCGCUAUAAAUCCAUUCGAUUCUCAAGAAGCGAAACCUUAUAAAAACGAGCCGGAAGUAAAGACAAUGACAGAUUUAAUAUCUGCUUUCCAAAAUAAUGACAUGAAGGCGUUUGAGAAGAUAUUUCAGGAAAACAAAGGUAGUUUAAUGGCAGAUCCCUUUAUCCAUGAACAUAUAUCAGACCUAUUGAAAUUAGUUAGAUCCAAAGCUUUACUAUCCUUGGUAAAACCGUACCGUUGUAUCAAAUUGGAUUUCAUCAGUCAGGAAUUGGGUAUCAGUAUCGAAGAGGUCGAGUCGUUGUUAGUUUAUUGUAUCCUCGAUGAGGCUAUAGAAGGACGCAUCGACCAAAUUAAUAAAACUUUGGUUAUGAAUGUUUCUGGCAGUAAUAGUAAAUAUUUGGCAUUGGAAAAACUCACCGAACAAAUUGGGAAGUUGACUAUGACUAUCGGAGACUAA
Molecule: messenger RNA, 1458 nt
Organism: Diorhabda sublineata
Lineage: Eukaryota; Metazoa; Arthropoda; Insecta; Coleoptera; Chrysomelidae
Product: COP9 signalosome complex subunit 2-like
Exons: 5
Coding region: 136-1458 (440 amino acids)
Biological process (GO): protein deneddylation
Cellular component (GO): COP9 signalosome
Molecular function (GO): protein binding
Source: RefSeq, a predicted model, not a curated record